AUGUCUGAUCCGCGAAUCGAGCUGGAGCACACACUUCGCGAUCUAUCGAUUGGCGGGAAAGGGCCGGUGAAAGAUAUUUCACGACCUACGGUGAAAGGCCUUUCGACGCCGAGCUCGGCUCCAUCCACUGCAAAGCCAAAGUCAACUAAGAAAGCUAAAGAGGUUGUCGCGGAUUCCUGGGAAGACGACGCCGAUCUCUCGGAUGAUGAGUCUGUUUCUGCUGCAUCACCAUCGCUCCUUUCUCCUACUUUGAGUACUUUGAGUACGGAGGGACCACUUGAUCCCCCGCCAACACCUAUUUCGCCACAAACUUCGCAACCUUGGGGUGCCGUGAGCGUAGGUUCUCCCUCUGCUGGCUGGCAGGGCAGUUCUGGUCCAGCAAAGCGCCCGGAGAAGCAGACCGCUGUUGCUGGGAGACUUAUCGCUGGUGCGCUGGGUAUUCGGGCGCCUAAGCGGACAGAGGAGCAGCGGGCUUAUGAUCGGGCGGUGAAGGAGCAGGAGAUUAAGAGGCGGAAUCGCGAGCGUGAAGAGGCAGCUAAAGCCAAAGAGGAUGAGGAGAAGUUGAAGGCAUCUGUUUGGACAGACUAA
Penicillium longicatenatum is the source of this 588-nucleotide messenger RNA. RefSeq lists its product as uncharacterized. NCBI's taxonomy places the organism in Eukaryota, Fungi, Ascomycota, Eurotiomycetes, Eurotiales, Aspergillaceae. The record is from RefSeq and is a predicted model, not a curated record. The coding region runs from base 1 to 588 and encodes 195 amino acids. The transcript has a single exon.